AUGAAUUGCAGAUUUGAUUAAGAAAUCGAUACCAUUCAGCAAAACCUUACAAAUCCAACAAACUCACAUUCCAACAAGUAAAAGAACUAUCUUUAUAACCUAUUAAGUAAUUUAUGUAUUCAUAUCAUCAACAGAUAUUUAAUAGCCUAUCAACAAAGAACAUUAGAAAUAUUCAGAUAAUAUUAAAAUUUAGCAACAGUCUAAUCAAUCAAUUAAUGACUAACAUAAUAGACAUUCUUCAAAGCCAAGAUUGUCAACAAUGCCCAAUUUAGAAGAAGUAGAGAGAAUUGAUAGAAUAAGUAAUUAAUUCUAACAAACCAUGGCUAAACUUGAAGAAGUUUAAGAAUAUAAUUCUACCAAUAAUUAAGAUACUUACAUUAAAAAAGUUAUUAUUGUGUAAUCAAAAAUUCGUUCUUUUUUAAUGAAAAGACAAUACUUAAAUCUUAAGACACAAUUUCAAUAUAGAAAACGUGUACUUAAUGAACUAUUUAUAACUGAAUAAUCGUAUUGUUAAGCACUUACUAUAUUGAUAAAUUCAUAUUUAAAACCACUAAGAGAACAAAAUAAAUUAAUAUCUUCAUCAAUUAUAUAAUAGAUAUUUUCUAAUGUUGAAGCCAUUUAAUAACUUUCUGUCGACAUCUUAGAAAUAUUUAGAAAGAAAUAAGAAUAAUUUAAUUAUUAUUCUCUUAUAGCUGAUAUAUAAUUAUAGCAACAUAUUUCUUUCUUUAAAAUCUACUCAAUAUAUUUGGUUAAUUAUUAAAAAGCAUUUAGUGUAUAAAUGAAAUUAAAAAAGGAAAAUAAACAAUAUAAAUAAUUCUUAGAUGCAAUAGAUAAAUAAAAUUAAGGCAAGACCUUAGAAUCUUAUUUCUUAAUUUUACCUGUUUAACGUAUACCAAAAUAUGUGCUUUUAUUUAAGGAUCUAUUAAAAAAUACAUCUUAAGAUCAUCCUGACUAUUCUAAUAUUAAGUUGGUACUUGAAAAAUUUGAAUAAGUAGCCAAUUAAAAUAAUAAAUCAAUGGAUAGUCUACUUAAAAAUUAAAAACUAUUUGAUUUAUAAAAACAGUAUGGGAAUUUUGUUAAAAUCCUAGAAUAAAAUAGAUAAUUUUUAAGAGAAGAAUCCCUUCAUAUGUACUUUACAAAAGGAGCUUAAAUCAAACCUAUGAUUGUUUAUUUUCUAUCUGAUUUGAUACUUGUAACAGAAAGAGAUCAAACAAAAUCAGAACAUAACUUUAAAACUUAUAUUAAACUUAAUCAUCUAAGUAAAUGUCAAUAAUUACCUGAAAUGUAUAAAUAUAAGUAUUUAUUUCAAAUAAGUGGUGUUGAUAAUUCUGUAAUAUUUGUAGUUCAAAGUUAAAAUUCAAAAAAGGAUAUGUAAGAAUAUAUUAAUUUGGUUAAUCAAGAGAUAAAAGAACUAUAAGAUAAAAAAGCAGAAAGAGAUAAAGCACUUUAAGAUAUGAUACCUGAAAAAUAAAAAAUUAAUCAAAUUGAUCAUAUAAGUGUUUCAGUUUAAAUUAUCGGAACUGAAGAUGUUAUUGAUGCAACAGAUAAAAAAUUUACUUAAUAUAUAUUUGAGAUAGAUAUUAAUAAUAAUAUAACUUAAAAAAUAUACUUAAGAUAUAGUUUGUUUAAAAAAAUAUUACAAGAUGUGAAAAUGUUAUUUCCAAAAAUGAAAAUACCAGAAACUAAAGAGAAUUCAUAUUUUGAUAGAAAUGAAUCUGCAGUUAUAGAUGUAUAUAUUAUUUGUUAUUAUUAGAAAAGGAAAAUUGUGAUGAUAGAAUUUUUAUAGAUAUUAUUGAAUUCAUAAGAGUUUAAGGAAAAUAAGACAUAAAAUUAACCAAUUUUAGUAUUAUUAGGAUUGCCUGAAAAUUUUUAUGAUUUGCCUGCAAUUCUAGUCAAAUAAUAUAGAUAAUCUAUAUUGGGAGUUGGAAUUAAUUUUAGAGCAUCUAAAAAACCAACAAGUGGUACUGUAGAAUUUUCAUAACACUCUGUUAGUUUUAGUUCAAAUGAAAAUUCAAAUUUUACAACAAUGUUCACCUAAAUUGGUUCUCCAAGAGAUAUUAAUAAAAUAAAUGAAGGAUAAUCAAAUGGUUUAAAAUUUUCUGAUAAAAAAACUGAAUAGACUUUAUGUUAAACUACAAAAGAUCCAUAAACUCCUGUUAGAGGAUUGAGAGCUGCAAGUAUGAAAAAUGUAAGAAAGAUUUCUGCUACCCAAUUAUUGGCUGUAGAAAGUAAAGGAAAUUCAAGAUAAAGUUCAGUAGUAGACAAAGAUUUUUUAAAUUCAAUAUAAGUUAAAAUAAAAGUCAUGGUCUUUCUAAAUUUUAAAUAGAUUGAGAAAGAGUUUUUUAUAAAUAAAGACACAUCAGCUUUUAGUUUAAUGGAAGAGAUAGCUACUGAUAUAUAACUUUAAUCUGCUUAUGAUUUUAGAUUAUAUUAUAUUGAUAAUACUUAUUUAAAACCAUUAGACAAUGAUGAGAAGUUAUGGAAUUUUUUAGUCAGAUUUGAUGAACCUUUUGGAUUAUUUAAGAAAUCUUAGAAAGUACCUCUAUAUAAUGGAAAAUUACUAUAGCUAAGAAAACAUUUAUUUGUAUCAAAUAAGGAAGAGACAGAUUAUUACACUUAGGAUUUAGUGAGAUUACAAUUAAUUAGCUAUCAAUUAUUUGAUGAUAUUAGCAAUUUAAGAUUAACAUUAGGUCCAAAAGAUCAUAUUCUUUAUACAGCCUUUUAUCUAUAUUUAAAUGGACAUAAAACAAUUGAUCCAAAAAGAAUACCUAUGAAUGAGAUUAAGAAGGUAAUAAAUAAUUUAGUUUAUAUAGUUUCUUCCUCCUAUAGCCAUUAAGAUUAUAUCAUAAGAUGAAUGGAGUAAUUUUUUACCUACUUUAGUAUAAAAUUUUCAUUGUUAAAUUGUAAAUGAGAAAUAGAAUUAACAGUAAUAAAUAUAAUCAGAAUAUAAUUUAAUAGAUAAUUAAAAUGAUAGAUUUAAGAAUGAAUAAAUGACUGAAAUUCAUUUUGCAUUAUUAGUUUUUUUGAAUUUGUUAAAAUCUAAAAAAUUUUUUGGAGUUACAAAAUUUUCUGUGAAACCUGAUAAGGAUACCAUGAAUAAAAUAAUUGAAUUAAGUAAUAAUUAUUGGAAUAAAAAAAAGAAGUAAGAUAAAUAAUUAUAAAAUCAUAAUACAGAAAAUAUAAAAGGAAUAUCAUCAUUAUGUUUAGGAAUUGGUUAUAAUUCUAUAUUAAUACUUUCAUCAUUUAUAUCUUAAUUUGAAUUAUUAGAGUUGAAUUUUGAUGAAAUUGAAUCUAUCAGUUCUUUAUAGACUACAUUAACUAUAUACUUGGAAGAUUUAACUAAGUAAAGUGGUCGUUAAGAGAAUAAUUAAAAUAAUAAAGAGAAACCAUGUUUAAAAUUAGAGACUGAAAAGAGUUAUUAGAUAAAAUAAUUAAUUGAUGAAUAUUUCAAAUUAUAAAUGGAAAAUCAUGAAUAAACAGAUGAAUUUUUUGAAAUGAAAUGA
This is a messenger RNA of Paramecium pentaurelia, 3503 nucleotides long. NCBI's taxonomy places the organism in Eukaryota, Ciliophora, Oligohymenophorea, Peniculida, Parameciidae. The record is from the annotation of a GenBank genome assembly.